GUCAUGAAAUAUUCACUCGCCAUCAUUCAAAUGAUUUGGUGUGGUGCGUAACGAAUCGAUAGUUUUAAUUUUUAGAAUAAGCUCGAACGCUUUUAAUUUUUACGACUAAACCAGACCGUGAGCCUCACGUAGCUGCAGUACAAACCAAGUGCAAAAUUAAAAAUAUUUUAGUGAAUCAAAACAUUACAUAAUGCCGCUGUUGCGCCUCACCACUGGUACUUUUGGGCAGCUACGCACAUUUGCUACGUCACCAGCCCUUGGCAAGCGGGUGAAGACCUUCGCAGUAUACAGAUGGAACCCCGAUGAACCCGAUAAGAAACCGUAUACACAGAAUUUCGAAGUGGAUUUAGACGACUGCGCGCCAAUGGUUUUAGACGCUUUGCUGAAGAUUAAAAAUGAGAUGGACCCGACCCUGACGUUCAGACGAUCGUGCCGCGAAGGCGUGUGCGGCUCCUGCGCCAUGAACAUCGACGGUGUCAACACACUCGCUUGCAUUAGUCACAUAGACCAGAACCUUUCGAAGCCGUCGAAAAUCUACCCGUUACCCCACAUGUACGUAGUUAAAGACUUAGUGCCUGACCUCAGCAACUUUUACCGACAGUACCAGUCGAUCGAGCCUUGGCUGCAGCGCGAGAAGGAGGCUGUUAAAGGUAAGGAGACGCAGUUGCUCCAGGAUGUAGAGGAUCGCGCUAAGCUGGACGGUCUCUAUGAAUGCGUCUUGUGCGCGUGUUGCUCCACCAGCUGUCCAUCCUACUGGUGGAACGGUGACAAGUACCUCGGUCCCGCCGUCCUCAUGCAAGCUUACAGAUGGAUAAUUGACUCUCGUGACGAGGCAACGGAGAAGCGUCUCUCGAAGCUCAAAGACACAUACUCUGUCUACCGUUGCCACACAAUCAUGAACUGCACACGUACUUGCCCUAAGGGCCUGAACCCUGGCAGAGCAAUUGCUCAGAUCAAGACUCUGCUAUCAGGCUUGGUUAAGAAACAGGCACCAAUCAUGGACCCCGCUGGUUUACAGAAGCAGACGGCGAGUAAUUAAGGAUGACAUGGCCAGCUUGUAACCGGCUGCUUUCAAUGGCAUUCUUACGAACUGUUAAUUGCUGUUGUAAUUUGUGUGCUGUCUAAUAUUGUGCAACUGCAACUGGUUUUACUAAGCCUUGCCACAGUCAGUUGCCUUCGUGAUGUAACAUUUUUAAUUAUUUAAAAUUGGAACCACUUUUUAUAAGUGGGUGUCUUUGCCUUGCUAGAAAUAAUACUUACAUGAGCAGAUGAGUUUCUAUAAAAUUUUAAUGAUCCUAGAAUAUUUUGAGUUUGUAAAUUAUUAUAACAAUUUUGGAUGGCAGUAAGACUUCUGCCUAAGGCAUUUUGGUAUACAGGCUUUUAAUACUAAUUUUAUAAAUGUACAAACUUAUUAUUAUUUUUUAAGACACAGUUGUGAUAUUAAUACAAUAAUUACAACAGCAAUUAAGCAUUACAUUAUAACAUUAAAUGCAUAUUUCAUUAAGGUUCCUGCGAGGUUAGCCUCAUAAUCUCUCACAAAGAACCAUAGUUCAACUGUAGAAUAAAAUCAUGGAUAUUGUUCUCUAGUAUAGUAUAGUUGUAAGGAACAGUGAAAACACAAAAACGGCAUACUAGCUGAAGUAUUAAUUUGAGAUUUAUAGUAAAACUGACAUUUUAUGAGGCUUUAAAUUAACAUUUUAAUUUGAUUGCCGAUUUAUUUGUAAACUCUAAUUAUUUUAAUGCCUGUCACUUAUGCAUGCUUAAGACAAUGUACUACUAAAGAUACCCGCUUAGUACAGCUAUGUUGACAAUAUUCAUCAUGAAAAUCUGACCAUAUUUUUGAUGCCUUAAAUUAUGACGUUUUUGGACAUUUAUAAUUCAAUUGGACGAAGUUAUAUCAAAAUGAUUUAACUUGGUCUAUUCUCAUAAUGGUCACAAAAGCCCACUCGAUAUCGCAAUUUGCCAUUCUCGGCUUAAUGUGCUUACAGAGCUAAAGAGGUUAGAUAUAAUAAUUUUAAAUGGCAAGCGCUGAGAGAAAAAUACUUUUAUUCGUUUUUAAAGGUUUUCUACAUGCAAACCUAUAAAGACACUCAUAGGCUUAAAACAUGUAACUAGACUUUUACAAUAUUUCAUGUUAACUUUAAAUAUUUGGCUUAAUAUUGCAUGCAGAAGCAACAUUAUCCAUUGCUCAACUGAUGCAACUCCUGUUAAUAUAGUGGCCAAUUUAUAUGAAGUUGACAAUUUUUGGACAAUUUACAAAUAAGUAAAAAAUAUUACUAGACACUUUUAGAUGCAGUUUUUUCAUUGUUGAUAACUUCGUUCAACUUAAUGUAUUUCAAUUACUUUUAGACAAUGUAUUUAAUGUACGUAAUGAUAUAUUAAAGUAUUAUUUGAAUGAAGUAUUGUAAUUUAAAUCGUUUUAAAUUAUUCUUUUCGUGACAUAUUUAUUAUCAUCUCACCCGACGAUACCGGAGCCAUUGAAAUGUGUUAUGUAUAGUUGUUGAAUAAAUAUUAUUUAUUAUA
Molecule: messenger RNA, 2523 nt
Organism: Manduca sexta (tobacco hornworm)
Lineage: Eukaryota; Metazoa; Arthropoda; Insecta; Lepidoptera; Sphingidae
Product: succinate dehydrogenase [ubiquinone] iron-sulfur subunit, mitochondrial
Exons: 1
Coding region: 191-1039 (282 amino acids)
Biological process (GO): tricarboxylic acid cycle; respiratory electron transport chain; aerobic respiration
Cellular component (GO): mitochondrial membrane
Molecular function (GO): 2 iron, 2 sulfur cluster binding; electron transfer activity
Source: RefSeq, a predicted model, not a curated record